Corythoichthys intestinalis (scribbled pipefish) is the source of this 7065-nucleotide messenger RNA. RefSeq names its product mediator complex subunit 1 (gene med1). The transcript has 16 exons. Gene Ontology annotation, biological process: regulation of transcription by RNA polymerase II; cellular response to thyroid hormone stimulus. Gene Ontology annotation, cellular component: mediator complex. Lineage: Eukaryota; Metazoa; Chordata; Actinopteri; Syngnathiformes; Syngnathidae. Gene Ontology annotation, molecular function: nuclear thyroid hormone receptor binding; nuclear vitamin D receptor binding; transcription coregulator activity. Bases 24 to 5405 code for a protein of 1793 amino acids. The record is from RefSeq and is a predicted model, not a curated record.
GGACCGCGAAGCAGACAGACACAAUGGCGGCGGGGCCUGGAGUAGUGAUGCAGCGCAGUCCUGCAACGGAGCUUUCUCACCCGGCUGCGCCGGCGGCGGGGCAACCUCUCGGGGAACGGCUGAAGACCGAAGAGGUCACCGAAUCUGAGAAGCAGAAUCGCAUGACUGCCUUGCUGGAGAGGCUUCACGCCAAACACAACGCGUCGCGGCCAUGGCAGGAGACCAGCAAGGUUGUGCGGCAAGCCAUGGAGAAACGUGGGAUGAUGAAUACUGGUGGUCACCAGCUGCUCCUCACCUGUUUGGAGACCCUGCAAAAGGCGCUCAAGGUCUCAUCUUUGCCCUCCAUGACUGAUCGUCUGGAGUCCAUAGCGAGACAAAACAUGCUGGGCUCCCACCUGAGCCCCUCUGGAACGGAGUGCUACAUCACGUCGGAUAUGUUUUACGUCGAGGUGCAACUGGAUGGCGCUGGUCAGCUUGUGGAUGUCAAAGUGGCUCAUCAGUGUGAAAAUCCCACUAGCUGCCCUGAGUUGAUUCAACAUCUGAGGGAAAAGAACUUUGAGGAGUUUUCCAAACAUCUUAAGGGGCUAGUUGAUCUUUACAAGCUCCCUGGAGACAAUAAACUGAAAACAAAGAUGUAUAUUGCCUUGCAGUCCCUGGAGCUGGAUCUCACCAAGAUGAUGCACAUGUUUCGGCUAGCGACCAAUGCCAAUGCCGUCGAGACGAUUCUACACGGCAACGUGGGCCUUCUGACAGCUAGGAGUGGCGGUCAUCUUGUCACUCUUCAGUGCUACGUUUCGCCAUAUGACAUUUUCGAGCAGGGAAUGGGCGUGCACAUAAACAUGGCGGAUGCCAACGUCCCAAGCACGUUGGGCAUUGGUGUUUCCGUCACCAUCGAGGGAACAGCCAAUACCUACAAGCUCCCCAUUGCGCCGCUCAUUACUGGAUCCCACGCAGUGGACAACAAGGGAACACCUUCCUUUUCCACGGUGACCAACUCCAACUGCGUGGACUUGCCGGCUUGUUUUUUCCUUAAGAUGAAUCGGCCAAUGCCGUUCUCUCUGUCCUUUAUUCUCAGAUUGGGAAAUGCUACAGCUAUCCCUGUGUUUGAAAACCCCCCCAACCUGUCUGCUCUCUACCAGCUUAUUGUCCAGAGUGAGCUUCAGAGCCCAGAGGAAGGGGGCACAACGCUGCCGCCCUCCCAUAGUAUGCACUUCUACUCUGUUCUACCAGACCAGCAGCACUGCUACUUCCUGAACGGCGACGCCCCGGUGCAGGACGGCCAUUCCCUGCAAGGUGCUCUGGUGAGCAAGAUCCCCUUCCGCCAUCCGGCUCAGGUGCCCCUCCUGCUGGACAUCAUUCGGCACCAGGCGGCCUACAACACAUUGAUAGGCAGCUGUGUGAAGCGAACGUUCAUUAAAGAAGACAAUAUUGGCUUGCUGCAAUUUGAGGUCUGCCCUCUCACCGACUCGAGCUUCAGUGUCUCGUUCCAGCAUCCUGUUAAUGAAUCCUUGGUCUGUGUGGUAAUGGACGUGAUUGACUCCAGACAGGUGUCCUGCAAACUAUAUAAGGGGCUUUCCGACGCAUUGAUCUGUAAUGACGACUUCAUCACUAAAGUGGUCCAGAGGUGUAUGUCCAUUCCUGUGACAAUGCGGGCCAUCCGGAGGAAAGCAGAGACAAUCCAGGCAGACACUCCGGCCCUGUCUUUGAUUGCACAGACUGUAGAGACCAUGGUAAAAAAUAACCCACCGCCAUCCGGCAGUCCCUCUUACAACAUUGCAGGCGGAGAUAUGGCAAACACAAUGGGCCUGUUGGGACUUACCGGGGGCAGCACACCCACCGGCGGAGGACCACCAGGUGGGCCUAAUUUUGCCGGGCCUAUCACGUCUCUGUUUGGGAUGUCUCGCAAUGAAAGACAGGGAUCCGAGUGCCAAGCCCAAGGUGGGCAACAACAGCAGGUGCAACAACAACAGCAGCAACAACAACAGCAGGGUCAAGGCCAUACGGAUGACUAUAGUAAAGUGACACAGAACCCAAUCCUGACCAGUCUUUUGCAGAUAACAGGAAGCGUAGGUUCCAGCCCUAGCUCCCAGAAUGCACCUCCGCCUCACCAGACUCCGCCGCCAACAUCGUCACCUGCUAGCAACACCAAGAAUCAUCCAAUGCUCAUGAAUUUAUUGAAAGACAACCCUUCGCAGGAGUUUGCCGCCCUCUAUGGUUCAAGCCCACUUGAGAGGCAGAAUUCUUCAUCCGGGUCACCUCGUACGGACAGUAUGGGAAGCUCCUGCCCAGGAGGAGUUGCAAAAGGCAAGAAGAAGCGACCACGAGUGCCAGAAAAGGGGGGGGUGCUGCCUGGGACUCCUGGUGCGGGUGCAGCGGCUGGCGGUGGCUUAGGCAUGAAAACUCAACAGCCAUGUUCCAUGCCACACCACCAGCACCACGCGGUUACGCAUGAGGACGAUUUCCACCGCGAGCUCCUCUCCAUGGACGUCGAUGCAUCUCAGAACUCAAUUUUUGACGUUAACUUGGCGGGAGAUGGGUUGGACACGCCCCACAGCAUAACUCCUGCCCCAAGCCAAUGUGGAACCCCACCCUCUGGUCCCAGCAUGCCUUAUCCGCCGUCUCACAUUCAGGCUCAGCCACCGACAGGCGCCGUACCACCCCGCAUGGUGCGCCUCUCCAGCUCUGACAGCAUCGGACCUGAUAUCACGGAAAUUCUAUCAGAUUUGCCUGAACAAACCGGUAAAAACGGCAGUGGAAGCCAGUGCGCAAUGGGUGGGAGCGGGGAAGACGCGGGCCCACUGGGGACGCCUAUUCGCGACUCCUCAAGUUCAGGACAGGGCAGCGCCGUGUUUGACUCAGCAGACAUAUUCAACACCAACAGCAAUGAGAACCCGUUUACAGAUGCUGCAGACUUGAUUGCUGAGGCCGCGGCCACACCAACCAGCGAUUCUUCCUCCACUAACUUCUUCCCCGACGCCGCUGACUUCAACCCUGAACUUUUAAACUCUGGUCACGGUCUCUCCCAGAACUGCUUUGAAGACAGUUCCCCGAGCGCUGAUGGAGACAUGGAUCUGGGCAAGGGUUUUGGCGGCAGCAGUCAGCAGAAUACGCCAUCAGGUACGCCUCAGAAUCCCACACCUCACGGACAAAACACCCCGGAACCCUCACUAAAAGACCCUUUUGACAUGGGAAUGUUUUUUGGAGGCAACAGCGGCACUGGCAAACCGCUUCUUGGGCAAGCUCCGGAUUUGGGAGAUACUCAUUUCGGGGGCUCCCAGAGUCCGCUCAUGAUGGCCAUGGGGUCGGUCGAUUUCAAAAGUACAGAGUCCAAAGCCAAACAACAGAGCCUCAUGCGCCAAAAGGAUGAAAAUGGCGGCAGUGGAAGUAGCGGAUCUGGAAUGGGAAGCAUUUCCGCAGAUGGUAAACAGGUGAAACGGAGCAGGACUCCAUCCAGUGAGGGGAAGUCCAAAGAUAAGCCGCCUAAACGGAAGAAAUUAGACCCAGACGGGAAGUCGCCCUCUCACAGCUCAGGCGGACGACCGUACACGCCUCCCAGCGGCGGCUCUGGCUCCGGGGGGAGUUUGAGCGGUGGAGGCUCCAAAUCCCCUGGAAGUACAGGCUGCUCCCAGACGCCACCCGGCGGGGCCACUCCUCCCAUUCCCAAGAUUACAAUUCAAAUACCUAAAGGCACAAUAACCGGCGGGAAGACCUCUUCCCAUAGCGGGUACACCUCUAGCAGCUCGGCCUCAAGCAGCACCGGCGGAACGGGGGGAACCAGCAGCAGCAAAAGCCACCAUUCCCAUUCCGUUUCUGGAAAGAUCAAGUCCAAGGAAGGCUCCAUGGCACAAGGCAGCAGCUCUAAGUCUGCAGGUGGUGCAGGGAUCAGUGGUGGUCCAUCCCAGUCAAAGGGUUCUUCACAAGGAAUGAGUUCCGGAAAACAGGGUUCAUCCCCAAUCACUAAGCAUGGACUUUCUGGUGCAGGAAGCAGCGGAGGUGGGGCUAGUAACAAGAUAAAAACUCAGGGCGGUAAGCCUCCUGGCUCCUUGAUGAAUCCCAGCAUUAAGCCAAACAUCUCCCCUUCCCACUCCCGCUCAAACAACUCUGGUGAAAAACUGUCUUCCCCUAUGAAAAUCCAGCAGUCCCAGGUGCCGGGAACACCGCCUUCCUCGAAAGCCAAAUCCCCAAUGGGCUCAGGAAGUGGCAGCUCCGGAGGGUCCAAGUCUUCCUCCAGUGGAGGUAUGAGCUCCCAAAAGCCAAUGGGAGGGACCUCUUCGGCUUCCACAUCCUCGUCCUCUAACUCCUCGUCUUCAUCUGGUUCCAUGGGCUUCUCCGGAAGCUCUCAGUCUCAAUAUAGUGGAGGAGGUGGCGGAGGUGGGGGCAGUGGAAGUGGCAGUGGUGGGAGCAGCGGUGGUGGGGGUGGCAGCGGUGGUGGGGCAUGUCAGAACAAUUCUAACAACCCAAAUGCCAAAGGAAAGAGUCCAAGUCGAAACAAGAAACCCUCUCUCACAGCGGUCAUUGACAAACUAAAAAGUGUGGGCGGUGUGGGGGAGGAUGGUUGUGAAGUCGGGCCGCCUGGGGGCCCAAGCGGAUCCGGGCCCCCGCCUGGCAGUGUCCCCAGCACCGUCCCUCCUUCAAACAUGGGUCCCGUCAAGCAUGCAACAUCCUCCCAAAGCGGGGAAUAUAAGCGGGAGAGGUCCGAUAAAGAAGGGAAGGCAAAAGUGUCUGUUUCAGGUGGGAACAGCGGUGAUAAAAAGCUAAUGGACCCUAAAAUGGGAGGCGUUAGCGGGACCGGCCUAGCCAAGAUCAUCAUCAGCAAACCCGACGGAGGCUCGCCCAGCAUUAAGGCCAAAGUCACCCUGCAGAAAGGCGGCGAAGGCCCCGGCGACUCCAUGCGGCCGCAGAUCAGCAGCCUGAAAGCCUCGCCCCUGUUCAGUGGCUCCACUCCCAAACACGACCGCUCUUCCCCGAGCCACAGCCGGUCACCAGGCCACACACCACUCAACCACGACAGCGAGAGUGAAUCGGGCAGCAGCUCUGUGGCCGAAAAGUCCCACCAGAACAGCCCCAGCUCCGAUGACGACCAGACACCGCGACAGCUCCCAGCGCAACAGGACUACAUGUGUGCCGUCCCGCUCGGCUCCGGUGAGAAACACAAGAAGCACAAAAAGGAGAAGAAGAAGAGGGAGCGCGAAAGGGAGCGCGACAAAGAGAAAAAGAAGUCUUCCAUGUCCUCCGGGCCGUCAUCGCAUCCCAUGAAGGCGGACAGCUGGUCUCGAUCUCCAAUCUCAGCCUCGGAUUCCUCUUUGUCGAUGCUGUCCUCUGAGCGGCCCUCGCGAUCCAGUCCCAUGUACAUAAGGAAUGAAGAUGACGAUCUCAUGGACUCAGCGCUCACUGGCAACCUUUAAUGUCACUGUUUGAUCUUAUCCAUUUGAACCGAGAGGACUGGUCAUGUUUCAGUGCCAUUGACGGCAAUAGACGAAUGAUUGCUGUCAGACCUCCUAGUCCAAAUGGAUUGGACGUCUAUCGACAUUAAUAGCAACAAAUGAGUUAAUGAAAUGAACGCACAUAAGUCUCUAUGGAAGGAUGCAAGGGCCACCUUGAUAUUCUUUCAUUGUCGGUAAAGGUGUAUAGAGCAAUUAUAUAUACUGUAUAUAUUUUACAAAGCAGAUACGUAAUGAAGCUAAAACAAAAAAAUAAAUCUUCUAGCUGACUUGCAUGUCGAGCAAAAAGCGAAGCUAACAUUUGCUAUUUCAAGGCCAAUCUUACAGCCAAAACAAGGAAGUGAAAGAUUUUUGAACAACUUACCGUACUCUUUGACAAACUAUGUUACUAUUGUUUUUUCUCCUUUCUACUGAAAAUUUAUAUGGGGGAAAAAUCUGCAUUCAAAUCCACCACAGUCUGUAUUUGUGGCGCAUGUAUCUGCAAAUAGCUGAGAACAGCUCCUGCUGAAUGAGUCACUUGCAACUUUUUAGUGUUAUUUAGCAUACAUAUAUUUUUGUAAACUUUUAAUUAACCUCAUUUAACUGCUAUUUAUUCACAUUUGAACAUGGUGACUUUGAAUAUGCCGUUUCGUUUUUUGGAAUGGUGGGGCAGACUUUGAGUAUUCACUACACCAUCACUCAAAUACCAUUUUAACUUUUAAUUCUAACCAGGAUGUGUAUAUCUAUUAUCUAACAAAAAAUGUUAAAAGAGUGACUGGUGCGAUUAGGAUGUUUAUUUUUUUUAUAAACACCAACAACAACAAAAACUUGUUUAUGUGGGGUGAUGCUGUUUUGUUAAGCAAUUGGUUCUACAGGUAAUUCCUUCUCCCUGGAUUGCUAAUUAAAGAAGUGUAGGUUUUCAUAAGCGUGGAUGUUGGUUCUCGCCAUUUUUGUAUGUGUUCAAUAAAAAAAAACUGAAUUUGUAAGAACGUAUUAACAAUCUAUUGUCGUGUUUAUUUCAAGGGCGUAGGUUUGGUCUCAACAUUGGUAGGAAUGAUAUUACAGCAUAACCUCCAUGUACAAUUUUUCCUUGGGAUGGGACAUUAAUACCAUAUUGGCCCGAGUAUAAGACGGCCGUUAUUAUAAGACGACCCCCUCUUUUUCAAGACUCAAGGUUUAAAAAAGAAUUUUUGAACACCAAAUUAUUUUUUAUACAGAAAAGAAUUGCAGUACAUCCGAAACAAAUGAUUAUAACAAUUAGAGGCGUGCGAAAUUUCCGAUUCAUAGAUGAUUUGCGAUUCGGCCGUGGAAGAUUCGAGAACGAUUCAUAAACAUCCAAAUUCCGAUCAUUGAAUUAUACCAGUUAAAGCGGAAAUAAAACAGUCCGCGCGGUCUUUGGGACGCUGCGGUCUUCGGAACGCAAUGAGAAACGGACCGAGAGUAAAUAUCUUGUUCAACUCAUGCCACUAGAUAAAAAACAAAACAAAAACAAAAAAACAAUCAUACCUGGCUGCGGCCGACAGCCGCUACAAACAGAGACCGGUUGCUAGUUGCUACAAACAUACGGCAACAUAUGGCUAUGGUAGAUAUCACAUAUUGUAGAACUAGAUGUGAAAUGACAGUAACAACAGUGUUGGAACAUAUA